Messenger RNA from Dissoconium aciculare CBS 342.82, 2119 nucleotides. Its product is annotated as MFS general substrate transporter. Gene Ontology annotation, biological process: transmembrane transport. Gene Ontology annotation, molecular function: transmembrane transporter activity. Bases 96 to 1916 code for a protein of 606 amino acids. The transcript is spliced from 2 exons. The record is from RefSeq and is a predicted model, not a curated record. Lineage: Eukaryota; Fungi; Ascomycota; Dothideomycetes; Mycosphaerellales; Dissoconiaceae.
CCACGAUUUCCCAUUCAUCAACGACUCACCAACAUCUACACUACACAUCGUCGAGCGAUAACUUCAACGAUUGACAAGUCUGCAGUCUUACUACCAUGACAGACAAACCACAAGCCAACGUGCUUGACACCACUCAUCCUGUUCGAUCCAUGUCUGAAUCCACAUCCACUUCAAGCUCAUCAAAGCCAGGGAUCAUGGGAGAGCAUGCACCCGGGCGGCAGCUCGAAGAGGUCGAGGAGCCCAUCAUCGUCGAGAAAGAGACCGAGCCAGCGAGUGACUUUGGUACCAGAGUCGAACUCAGCCGUACUGUAUCAUCAGCACCCUCCGAGUAUCCUGGACCCAAGCAGGUUCUCUUGGUGAUGAUUGCUAUCCUUCUCAGUGUCUUCUUGGUCUCCCUGGACCGAACGAUCAUCGCCACCGCCAUUCCCGCCAUCACAGAUGAAUUCCACAGCCUCAGCGACAUUGGCUGGUACGCCAGCAGCUUCAUGCUCACAUCAUGUUGCUUCCAACUCCUCAUCGGAAGGAUCUUCACCUUCUACUCACCGAAAUACGUCUUCCUGACCUGCAUUGCUAUCUUCGAGAUCGGAUCGGCGAUUUGCGGCGCAGCGCCCACGUCUGUCGCUUUCAUCAUUGGACGUGCGAUCUCUGGCGUAGGAAGUGCCGGGAUAAUGGCCGGCGCUAUCAUUCUAAUGGUCAGCGUUGUGCCUUUGGAGAAGCGACCUGCUUAUCAAGGGUUUUUCGGAGCUGUCUUUGGGCUGUCGUCCGUCAUCGGUCCUCUCCUCGGAGGAGCCUUCACGACCAACGUCUCCUGGAGAUGGUGUUUCUACAUCAACCUUCCCAUCGGAGCUGCCUCUGUCAUUGCUAUCAUGUUCCUUCUCAAGCCGACGACUCCACCAAAUGCAGGUCUAUCGAUUCGUGAGCAACUGGGACAGCUCGACCUUCUCGGCGAAUUUUUCCUCUUCCCGAGCAUCAUUUGUCUGCUCCUCGCUCUGCAAUGGGGUGGAUCGACAUACGCAUUCAACGACUGGCGCAUCAUUUUGCUGUUCACUCUGUUCGCCGUCUUGCUCGUUGCCUUCACGAUUGUGCAAGUAUACAAGGGAGACAACGCCACUCUACCACUCCGAAUCAUGAAGAACCGCAGCGUUCUCGGAGCCAUGUGGUUCACCUUGUGCUUGGCGGGCACCAUGCUUGCGUUGGUAUACUACAUCUCGAUCUGGUUCCAAGCCAUCAAGGGUACCUCCGCCGUCCAAUCUGGCAUCAACUCCAUCCCGAUGGUCCUAUCCCUCGUCCUGGGCAGUAUCGCCUCGGGCAUCCUCGUCGGGAAGAUCGGCUACUACACGCCUCUCAUGAUCGCCUCGUCCGUCAUCAUGCCCAUCGGCGCCGGCCUGAUCUACACCUUCAACCUGGACACCACCACCGGCCAAUGGAUCGGCUACCAGAUCCUCGUCGGGCUCGGCGUCGGCGUCGGCAUGCAGCAGGGCUCCAUCGCGGCCCAGACGGUGCUCAAGAAGAGGGACGUCGCUAUGGGCGUCUCCCUGGUCAUGUUCACGCAGCAGUUCGGCGGCGCCAUCUUCGUCAGCGUCGGCCAGAACGUCUUCACCAACUCCCUCGUGCAGGGCAUCCUCGACCUCGACCUCCCCGGCAUCACCCCCGGCCUGAUCGUCUCGACCGGCGCCACCAACCUGCGCGGCCUCGCGACCGGCGAGCCCUUCGACGAGGUCCUCGGCGCGUACAACCGCGCUCUGCAGCAGGUUUUCCUCGUCGCCGUCAUCUUGGCGUGCCUGAGCUGUUUCGGCGCCGCGGCGCUGGAGUGGAAGAGCGUGAAGAAGAACACUAAGAAGGUCACGGACAGCAGCGACGGGGAGAAGGGGACGAGGUCGACGUCCUCGCAGGAGUCGGAACGCGCGCGUGUCUAGACUUUUGUGUGGGCGUGGGUGUGCAUGUCCCUCUUGUUUCUCUUAUGAUACCCGCUUGUCUCACGAUUUUAUCUUCUGUACCAUUUAGUUCUACUGAGCGGUUUUAGCGCAGAGCGUGUGUGUGGAGGGUUGAGGAUGUUGUCCUCCACCGACAACGACAUUAGAGAUAACGAUCUGUCACGAAAUUAAUGAGUAAUUGAAAU